Messenger RNA from Argiope bruennichi, 924 nucleotides. RefSeq names its product degenerin mec-10-like. Gene Ontology annotation, molecular function: ligand-gated sodium channel activity. Gene Ontology annotation, biological process: sodium ion transmembrane transport. Gene Ontology annotation, cellular component: membrane. The transcript has 2 exons. NCBI's taxonomy places the organism in Eukaryota, Metazoa, Arthropoda, Arachnida, Araneae, Araneidae. The record is from RefSeq and is a predicted model, not a curated record. Bases 1 to 924 code for a protein of 307 amino acids.
AUGUCGGAGCGAAGGAGCUUGUUUUCGUGCAAGAAUGGAACAACAUCUUCCGAUGAUAUGAGAAGAGCUCUGAAGAAGUACUACCUAUCGAGUGCAAAAGUUCGCUAUUCUAUCGGACCUAAGCCUAAACAAUUGAUAAGAAAGUGCACAUUUGAUAACAAGCUGUGUUCUGAGAACGAUAUUAUACUAUUUCAAAAUUUCCGCUAUGGCAAUUGCAUUACUUUUAAUAAACGUAGAAAGGAUGCUCAUCUUCUAACAACAGCAAAAACUGGUCCUGGAACUGGUCUAGUAUUGGAUUUAUCUGUAAAUAUCGGGGAUUAUUGGCGAUAUACGGAAUCCAUUGGAGUAAGGGUAGUAAUCCAUGAUCCGGAUGCCACACCCAGUUCUGAAGAUGAAGGAUUCAACGUAAGUCCUGGCUAUGAAAUUUCGAUAUCCCUAAAACAGACAGUAAAUCACAGACUUCCAGCUCCUUUCAAAGACAAAUGUUUUAAUUAUAAAGUUGGUGAAAAAUCUUCGGCGAGUAAUAAAAAUGAAUGCAUCCGAGCUUGCAUACAAGCACAAAACUAUGCCCAAUGUGGCUGUAUUGACCAAACUUUAACAGUUACGAACGAUCUGUCACCUUGCAACCUGCUGAAUAAUACUGAGAUGUGUUGUUUGAAUGAAGUUCUUGACAAUAUGGCCAACAUUGGACCGAUUUGUGAUUGUUUUCUACCAUGUAAAUCGGUCCAAUACAAUGAAGUUCUUUUGGAGAAAAUUGUGUACGAGCAAAAGCCAAUGUUUGAAGGAAGUGAGAUCUUUGGCUAUUUAGGUGGAGAAUUAGGAUUAUGGUUGGGUUUAUCUGUAAUUGCUGUUUUCGAGCUUUUGGGAAGGAUGGCUUCAUUUGGAAAACAUAUGCUUCAAAGAGAAUUUUUGAAGAAGAUUUAA